UUCUGAUCAAAAGAAAGGAAUCAGAUCGAGCUACUAAGAAGAGCUCUUUCAGCCCCAUUUUGUUUGUUUGUUUGUUUGCUCGGAUUCAACUUCCAUGGCUCCUGCACCCAAUAUUAAUCCUCCGAUCAACGUUGGCCACAUAGAUGAUGUGCAAGAGCUGCGAAAGACUAAACCAAUAACAGUUCCAGAAAGGUACGUCCGCGACAUGGCUCAGCGGCCAACGCUAGCCACCUCCUCCCCUUGUUCUUCUUCAGCCAUGAGCAUUCCAGUGAUCGAUCUUUCGGAGCUUGUUGAAGGUGGCGAAGAUGAAGUGCAGAGAGAAGUACUGAAGCUCGCUUCCUCCUGCGAGGAGUGGGGCUUCUUUCAGGUUAUAAACCAUGGGAUUGAUAAGGAGCUGCUGGAGAGUAUUGAGAAGGUGACAACAGAAUUCUUCAUGCUACCACUGGAGGAGAAACAGAAGUAUCCAAUGGCGCCGGGGACCAUCCAGGGAUAUGGGCAUGCAUUUGUGUUCUCAGAGGAUCAGAAGCUGGAUUGGUGCAACAUGUUGGCUCUUGGGGUUGAGCCCCACUGCAUAAGAAACCCAAAACUAUGGCCAACAAACCCACCUGAGUUCAGAGAGACUCUUGAGACAUACUCAACGAGUAUAAGGAAGUUGUGUCAGACUCUACUGAGAUUCAUAGCCUUGAGCCUUGGCCUGAACCAAGACAGAUUCAAUGAGAUGUUUGGGGUGACUGUUCAAGCGGUGAGGAUGAACUACUACCCACCAUGCUCGAGGCCCGACCUGGUGUUGGGUCUGAGCCCCCACUCGGAUGGAAGCGCCCUGACUGUGUUGCAGCAGGGAGCAGCUGGUAGCUCAGUCGGGCUUCAAAUCCUCAAGGACAACAUCUGGGUUCCUGUUCAACCGCUGGAAAAUGCUCUUGUCAUCAACAUUGGUGACACCAUAGAAGUUCUUACGAAUGGGAAAUACAAGAGCGUCGAACACAGAGCUGUGACACACAAGGAGAAGGAUCGCCUCUCGAUUGUAACAUUCUACGCACCAGGCUAUGAAAUCGAGCUUGGCCCUUUGCCUGAAUUGGUGGACAAAAACCAUCCUUGCAUGUACAGAAGAUACAACCAUGGAGAAUACAGUCGCCACUACGUCACCAACAAGCUGCAAGGCAAGAAAACUCUGGAUUUCGCCAAGAUUCAGACCCAGGUCUCAACCAAUUAAGACCCCACAUCCCCCAUUAGAACUGUGUAUGGAGGUAUUAGAUACUAGCUGCUUCAUUAUAGGAAUUUAAUUUGUCUAUAGACCUUGUGAAUAGAGAAAAGCAAAGAAGAGGUUCUGAACUUUCAGAGAUUGAAUGAACUAAAUAUUUGAUGUUAGUCUCUCUUGUACAUGUCACCAAUUAAUGGACAAUCGUUGGGCCUUGUUUGUAUAAAA
This is a messenger RNA of Nelumbo nucifera (sacred lotus), 1423 nucleotides long. RefSeq names its product 2-oxoglutarate (2OG) and Fe(II)-dependent oxygenase superfamily protein (gene LBO1). Lineage: Eukaryota; Viridiplantae; Streptophyta; Magnoliopsida; Proteales; Nelumbonaceae. The record is from RefSeq and is a predicted model, not a curated record.